AUGAACUUUCCUGUAAUUUAAUUAUAUCAAAGAUUUUAUAUAGAGAGUAAUUUUAGGGAGGUCUAAAAUGUUGGUGUCAAAGUGUUUUUUCUAAUUUGUAAAUUUGCUAUAAUAGCAUUAGCAUAUUUUAUUACGUUUUGGAAAUGGUUAGAAAUUACAGUUGCAAUACCAUAUUUUUUAUAAAUUAUUGGUAGUCUUUUGAUAUUUGAAUCUUCUUAUUUCUAUAAAUAAGAUUAAGAAAAUAUGACAUCACCUUUUCCUUAUUCAUGA
Messenger RNA from Paramecium pentaurelia, 270 nucleotides. The record is from the annotation of a GenBank genome assembly. NCBI's taxonomy places the organism in Eukaryota, Ciliophora, Oligohymenophorea, Peniculida, Parameciidae.